Fusarium vanettenii 77-13-4 is the source of this 1224-nucleotide messenger RNA. RefSeq lists its product as uncharacterized. Bases 1 to 1224 code for a protein of 407 amino acids. The transcript has 2 exons. Lineage: Eukaryota; Fungi; Ascomycota; Sordariomycetes; Hypocreales; Nectriaceae. The record is from RefSeq and is a predicted model, not a curated record.
AUGUCGACGGGGUCCAAGUAUAAAGAUAUCAUGAAGAAGGGGUGGCACCCGGAGAAGCCGGGCGAGAGGAUCAAAGGUCAAAUGUCCGACGACGAACGCUCCGAUCACGUCUCCGUGCCUCUCUCCCAGCUCAAGGACCCGUCAACCUUUGCGCCACCGCCAAAGCGUACCGGCUCUGGUCUUGCGCCUCCGCCGCCUCCUACGGGGCCGAGAAAGGUCAUCACCGCUCCAUCCAAGUACAUGGAUCCGCGGGCACCUGUUGUCGAGGAGCCUCAGUAUGCUGAGCCGGAGGAAGAGGAGGAGCCCAAGCCCCGCGGGCCGUAUCGUGCCAACACCACAGGCCUUGCGACGAACCACCUCCCCAAGCCGCCGGGUAGGAGAGACGGUGCUGAUGGACGACCUGCGGAGCCACCGUCGUAUCAGUCUGCCAUGGCAGCCGUUGGAGGAGGAAGAUCUGCGCCUCCCAGCUUACCGCCCCGUCUACCACCUAGAACCAACUCGGGCAGUACAGUCUCGUCUGGUGCUGCAAGCCCAGCUCCCUCGAACAACCCCCUUAUCAACCAAGGGUCUUUGAACCAAGGAGCCAUCAGCCGUCUGAGCGCAGCAGGCGUAUCGGUCCCUGCCUUUGGCAUUGGUCGUUCCAGUCCUGCGGCUUCAGAGUCUGAUGGUCCGCCCAAGCCCCCGCGUCCAGGAGUUGCCUCGCCUCCUGCUACUCCCUCGCAUAUGAAUGAACUGCAGAACCGCUUUUCCAAGCUCGGAACAUCAAACGCCAACGCUGCGGAGCCGCCAAGCGAAGGAACGACAUGGGCGCAAAAGCAAGCUGCCCUCAAGACAGCAUCCAACUUCCAAAAGGAUCCCUCAUCGGUAUCAUUCUCCGAUGCCCGGGCGGCUGCCGGCACCGCCAACAACUUCCGCCGGCGUCAUGGAGAGCAGGUUGCUGCAGGAGCAAAGACGGCCAACAACCUCAAUCAAAAGUACGGGCUUAUGGACAAGGCAAAGAGCUCAUAUGCCAGUGUACAAGGCACUCAGCAGGGUCAGGGAGCUCAGGCUGGAGCUGCUUCUCCGUCCCCUUCUCCAUCCCUGUCAGGUCUUGUAGGGAAGAAGAAGCCACCUCCACCCCCGCCAAAGAAGAAGCCGGCCCUCGUGGCCUCGGUGACCCCGAGUGCCCCCGCCGACGAUGAUGGACCACCGCCUAUUCCCAUGGCAACGAGGCCGCAAUUUUGA